AUGACGCAGCAUGCUGUCCCUCCCAAUGGCGAGCCUGCAUUGGUUUCGUCCAGAAACUUUAUUUUGCGGCUGGUGUUGCCAGGCUUAUUGCAAGGCAAGGCGCAGACUUUUGUGCAGCCCAUGCUGCCCAUUUUCGUGGCGGUGGACCUGGGCGGCUCACAUGGGAUGGUGGGCCUCAUUGCUUCAUGUUAUCCGAUUGCUCAAUUCCUUGGCUCUACGCCCGUGGGAUUUGUGAUGAAACAUUUGGAGAAUUCCUUGGCCGCUUGCCUUGCUUUGGCAUGGAUGGUCACCACAGCUUUGCUUUCGUUUGCAGCACAGACAGUCUAUGUCCUCAUGUGUAUCCGCUUGCUUGGUGGCCUUGGUGCUACCUCUUUUGACAUCUCGCAGAAGGCUUGGUCUUUUCUUCAGGUUUUCUGUUUGCCCCGGGGCAGGGAUGUCGGUAAGACAUUUGCUCCAGUUCAUUUUUUAGUUCGUCCGAGGAUUGCCGCGUUGCUCAGUGGGGUGGUGGCCCAGCACCUGGCGACGCGGAGCAUUUUCUUGGUCCAGGCCUCCUUGUCAUUUUGCGCUUUACUCCUCAUUGCCUUGCACAGCCUCUACUUGAGAAGGAAGAGCGCUGAUGUGGAGUUGCAGGACUCAGGUGCAGCAGCGCCUCAAGACGUCUCUUUGCGGGCAAUUGUACGAGAUCACUGGCGAGGAUUGUUAGGUGCAGGGCAUCAUAUUGGGCUGAGCAAGAUGGGCAUUGGUGCCAGCGUGGCGUGGUACAGGGGAUGUGAUGCCGCGGUCACCACCGCAGUUGCAGGCUACAUCAUGGACAAUUAUGGUCUUAAAGCUUCAGCAGUUCCCUCCAUGCUGCUGAUGAGUGCAGCCUUUUCACUCCUGGCCAUUGUGCAAGGUCCCAUCUCCUUGGCCUUGGUGGCGCUGGUCUUCGGCGUCGGCAAUGGGAUGUGUGGGGGCGUGAUCAACGCUUUUGCGGCCAGCCUGACACCCCCACACGCGCGGACCCAGUUCUUGGGCUUGUGGAAGACUGUCACCUCCUUGGGUGGCAUUUGUGUGCCACCCAUCUUUGGACUGGUCUCCGAUUCAUCGACCCUGGACAUGGCAGGCUUUUGCAUUUCUGGUGCAGCGCUUUGCACAGCGCUGUGGACGGUGCUGAUGGUUCAGCAGGUGGUUCCCAGCAGGAGGGCGGGCCCAUCUCCAGCUCAAGGAGAUCAGGUCUCAGUGUCCUUGGCCAACAAUCCAUCUCCAGCUUGA
Durusdinium trenchii is the source of this 1251-nucleotide messenger RNA. The record is from the annotation of a GenBank genome assembly. Lineage: Eukaryota; Dinophyceae; Suessiales; Symbiodiniaceae.